Molecule: messenger RNA, 2466 nt
Organism: Bufo bufo (common toad)
Lineage: Eukaryota; Metazoa; Chordata; Amphibia; Anura; Bufonidae
Gene: SNX4
Product: sorting nexin 4
Exons: 13
Coding region: 94-1449 (451 amino acids)
Biological process (GO): protein transport
Molecular function (GO): phosphatidylinositol binding
Source: RefSeq, a predicted model, not a curated record
ACGGGGUGGAGUCCGCGGCCGGAAGUUGUCAGCUGUGAUUCUGACACCCGGAGCGGGUCUCUCUUUAUACCGGAAGCGGGUGACAGCGGAGAGAUGAGCGGCGAGGAGGAGGAGCCGUCCGGGCUGUUUGACAACGAAGACCCCGAGGACGGAGAGGAGGCCCCGGGCCUAGAGGGGGCGGAAGUGAUGUCGGGGGAAGACUCUUUACUGAAGAAGUUUGAGAUCAGCGUUUCAGAAGCCGAGAAGCGGAGCGGGAAGAACGCGAUGAACAUGCAGGAGACGUACACGGCGUAUUUGAUUGAGACCAGGAUGCUGGACACGCACAGUGAAGGACACGCCCUGGACUGCCUGUGGAGGCGCUACAGCGAGUUUGAGUUGUUGCGCACUUACCUCUCCAUCACCUAUCCCUUCGUCGUCGUCCCCCCACUGCCGGAGAAAAGGGCUGAGUUCGUCUGGCACAAGCUCUCGGCUGAUAACAUGGAUCCUGACUUUGUGGAGCGCAGGAGGAUUGGACUGGAGAACUUUCUUCUGCGUGUGGCCUCGCACCCCGUCCUAUGUCACGACAAGAUCUUCAGUUACUUCCUUAACCAGGAGAACAGCUGGAAGGAGGCGCUGAACGAGGCCGGACUACAAGUGAAGACGGACUCCAGGCUGAAGUCACUGAAUGCAACUUUCCGUGUCAAAAACCCAGACAAACGCUUUACGGAGCUGAAACAUUACAGCGACGAGCUGCAGUCCGUGGUCUCUCACCUCCUGCGGGUCCGUGCGAGAGUGGCCGAUCGGCUCUACGGCGUGUACAAGGUGCAUGGGAAUUAUGGUCGAGUCUUCAGUGAAUGGAGUGCUAUAGAAAAGGAGAUGGGCGACGGUCUGCAGAGCGCCGGACAUCACAUGGAUGUGUACGCUGCGUCUAUUGAUGACAUCCUGGAGGAGGAGGAGCACUACGCCGAUCAGCUGAAGGAGUAUUUAUUCUAUGCUGAAGCGCUGAGGGCCGUGUGCAGGAAACAUGAGCUCAUGCAGUACGACCUGGAAAUGUCGGCGCUGGAUCUGGCCUCCAAGAAGCAGCAGAGCGAGGAGCUGGCCACCGGGGUAAGGACAUCACUGCCCCUGUAUGGGGGCGUCCCCAUCACGGAGCUCACCCUCAGUUCAUGUCUUUUGUUUUGUCCUCCAGACGGUGAGAACAUUUUCGCUAAAGGGAAUGACCAGCAAACUGUUUGGUCAGGAGACUCCGGAGCAGAGAGAGGCCAAGAUCAAGCUGCUGGAGGAACAGAUAGAAGAGGGCGAGGAGCAGCUGAAGGUGCAGAACGUAGAGAGCGGGGACUUUGUGCAGAACGCUUGGCUGGAGAUAGAACGCUUCAAGGAUCAGAAGAACCGGGACCUGAAGGAGGCCCUGAUCAAUUACGCCGUCAUGCAGAUCAGCAUGUGCAAGAAGGGCAUCCAGGUCUGGACUAACGCUAAGGAAUGCUUUAGUAAGAUGUGACCCCGGGAGCCCCGCGUGUCGGCUCCUCAAGUCGCUGAGCUGCAGCCUGAUCUCUGCCUCGACCAUGGGACUUCUGGUGCACUUCAAGUCUCUUUUCUUGUACCUGGAGGUGUUAUGGCGGUCGGCCACAAAGGACGGUUCAGCUUUCAUGCCAAGGCUUUCUCCCCGAUUGUUUGAUCUGUCCUGGCCCAGGCCUCGUGCCAACAGAUCUGCUGCAGAAUCCUCUUAUUCCUCUACGUUUGGCCUUCAUUUUCCAGAGCUUAAGGAAUGCCGAGUUCCCUGGAGCACAUGUAAGGAAAGGUUUAAUGUGACAGUCAGUGAAUAGCAUUUCCUGCUCCCCGGUGCCCACUCCUUAGCCAUGUACCUAAACGUGGGCAGCCACGUGGACGCAUCGGGGGAAGGCCGCUGCCAGCACCGUCACUUUGUGCCUUUAGUGAUGUCACUAGGUCUUGAAGAACUGGCAGGGGAGAAGUAGAUCAGAGGUAAUGGGUCCCAUCUUUAAGGUAUUUUUUAGGAAAGCUGCAGCCUGAUAUCACAUGUGGCCCUUCUGUAUCCUGUUCAUGUAGGAGCCCCAUAUUGUGCCUAUUAAAGGGCUGGAACAGGCUGCUGAUAAUUAAAGCUUCACUGCAACUUUCUGAUAGAUUUUUGGGUUUCAAUUUCAUUUUUGCAUAAAGAACCUGGCCUGACGUGAUCCUGCUCACACAGCUGAGGGUUUGUUUCAGUUGUUUCCGGUGAUGAGAGAUGCGCUGCUCUUGUGUUCACCUUAUAGGACAUCAGCUCUGUGAGCAGGACCUGGGCCGGAUGGGAUUUCUGGCUGUAAACACUAAGUUCACUGACAGCAAGCAGAGAUGUUGAUAAUAGUGAGUUCUGUAUAUAAGGAUUACGGCUUGUUCGCACCGUCCCGCUCUGUCUUGUCCUCCCCCCUCCUCGGUGCUGAGAACCGUUCACAUUCCUUGUGCCAAAUCAUCAAUAAAUUGUAAUCGUCUGUU